Molecule: messenger RNA, 2946 nt
Organism: Fusarium sp. VM40
Lineage: Eukaryota; Fungi; Ascomycota; Sordariomycetes; Hypocreales; Nectriaceae
Source: the annotation of a GenBank genome assembly
AUGGUGUUUAACGAACAUGACCGUGCUGGUAGUGGCCCGAACUACGAUGCGCCACGCGAGUUGCAAGAUCUACCCGCUGGCCAAGCAUACCACUUCCGCGAAUCCGACGAUGCAAACGCCUCACCGCGCUCUCCCGUGAGCAAUCCCUACCAACCCGACUACGAGCAAUUACCUACUCCCCCUCCCAUCGGUGCAGUACGCCCCGUCCCCGACCAGAACGACUCGAGCCGUGAUCUUCUGCACAAUUCAUACCAGGGCAGCCCAGGCCACAACAGCUACGAUGGUCAAGGGAGCUUUGGACACAACAGCUAUGGACCUGGCUCUUUCGGCCACUAUCCUCCCGACCAGCACGCUCAUUUGUCUGGAUCGCCUGGCUACGAAUACCCAGAGCCUGAGUACGAUGUCGAAGCUUCGCGCCUGGCCGAGUCCCGUCUCUCUGUCAUGCAUCGUGCGCCCACAAUGCAGGACUGGGGCGAGAACGGCGAGGCCCUCUCUGUCCCUCCCGACUUCGCCCAUGGCCGCCCAGACUCAGCAUACCAGGAAUUCGACGUGGACGAGAGCUGGUUGAUGCGACAGCAGCAACAGCAGGCCGCCGGUGGUCUUGGCCGCUCAAAGACCCGAAAGGUCAAGCUGGUCCAGGGCUCCGUCCUCAGCAUCGACUACCCAGUCCCCAGCGCCAUCAAGAACGCCAUCGAGCCGCGGUACCGCAACGGCCCUGGGAGCAUGGAGGAGGAAUUCACAAAGAUGCGCUACACAGCUGCUACAUGCGACCCGAACGACUUCACCCUGCGCAACGGCUUCAACCUUCGUCCGCGCAUGUACAAUCGUCACACCGAGCUCCUCAUCGCCAUCACCUAUUACAACGAGGACAAGGUGCUCCUCGCGCGAACGCUCCACGGAACGAUGCAGAAUAUUCGAGACAUUGUGAACCUCAAGCGCUCCAAGUUCUGGAACAAGGGAGGUCCAGCUUGGCAGAAGAUCGUGGUGUGUCUUGUCUUUGAUGGUCUCGACAAAGUGGACAAGAACGUUUUCGACGUCCUUGCCACUGUUGGUAUCUACCAAGAUGGCGUUUUGAAGAAGGACGUCAACGGCAAGGAAACGGUCGCACACAUUUUCGAGUACACGAGUCAAGUCUCCGUCACGCCCGAUCAACAGCUCAUUCGACCAGACCCCGACAAGCCGCAUCGCAAUCUGCCGCCCGUGCAGUUCAUCUUCUGCCUCAAGCAGAAGAAUAGCAAGAAGAUCAAUUCGCAUCGCUGGCUGUUCAACGCCUUUGGCCGCAUUCUUAACCCAGAAGUUGCCAUUCUCAUCGACGCCGGAACCAAGCCCGGCCCGCGCGCCCUGCUGUCUCUCUGGGAAGGCUUUUACAAUGACCGCGACCUCGGCGGCGCCUGCGGAGAGAUCCACGUUAUGCUGGGCAAGGGCGGCAAGAUGCUCCUCAACCCGCUCGUCGCGGUACAGAAUUUCGAGUACAAGAUCUCAAACGUCCUCGAUAAGCCGCUGGAAAGUGCCUUUGGAUAUGUUAGUGUCUUGCCAGGUGCCUUUUCUGCGUAUCGCUUCCGUGCGAUCAUGGGUAGGCCCUUGGAGCAGUACUUCCACGGCGACCACACACUCUCCAAAACUCUGGGCAAGAAAGGUAUCGACGGCAUGAAUAUCUUCAAAAAGAACAUGUUCCUUGCCGAGGACCGAAUUCUAUGCUUCGAGCUGGUUGCCAAGGCUAGUCAGAAGUGGCAUCUCAACUACAUCAAGGCUUCCAAGGGCGAGACUGAUGUCCCUGAAGGCGCCGCUGAGUUUAUUAGCCAGCGACGUCGAUGGCUCAACGGAUCUUUCGCCAUGUCUCUGUAUUCCCUGAUGCAUUUUGGCCGAAUGUAUGGUUCUGGCCACAACGUCAUCCGUCUCUUUUUCCUCCACAUCCAGUUCGUCUACAACUUGCUCAACGUCCUGUUCAGUUGGUUCUCGCUCGGCUCUUUCUACCUCACCACCACGAUCAUCAUGAAGCUUGUCGGAAACCCCCAGGUUCUCUCCGCAUACCACGGAUGGCCAUUUGGCGAUACGGCCACGCCCAUCGUCAACGUCCUUAUCAAAUAUAUCUACGUCGCCUUCCUCGUUCUGCAGUUCGUCCUGGCCCUCGGAAACAGACCCAAGGGUGCGCAGUACACAUACGUCCUCUCCUUCAUGGUUUUUGGCUUGAUCCAGCUGUAUCUUCUCGUCUUGACAGGUUAUCUCGUCUACCGCGCUUUCACGGGUACACCGAUUGAAGAACAGAUCUCAUUCGCGUCCGGCCAAGCCUUCUUCGAUAGUUUUUUCGGGGGCGAGACAGGCGUCGCAGGUCUGAUCAUCAUUGCCCUAAUCACCAUCUACGGUCUCAACUACAUCGCAUCUUUCCUCUACCUCGACCCGUGGCACAUGUUCCACUCGUUCCCUCAAUAUCUCGUCCUCAUGUCCACCUACAUCAACAUCCUGAUGGUCUACGCCUUUAACAACUGGCACGACGUGUCCUGGGGAACAAAGGGUUCCGAUGCCGCCGAGGCUCUGCCUUCAGCCAACAUUGUCAAAGAUGAGAAGGGCAAGGAAGCCGUGGUUGAAGAAAUCGAGCAAGAGCAGGAGGACAUUGACAGCAAGUUCGAAAAGGUUGUCUGGCGAGCCCUUGCACCCAUGAGCGAAAUAACAGAGGAAGCACCCGAGAAGAAGGACGUUGAAGACUCAUACAAAUCUUUCCGAACUGGUCUGGUCAUUCUUUGGUUACUCUGCAAUAUUGUUCUUAUCGUCUUUGUCACAACAGACGACUUUAUCACUCUCGGCGUCUCUAAAGCCUCUGAGGUUCGAACACCGAUGUAUUUCCGCGUUCUUCUGUACUCGACAGCUGUGCUGUCUCUUGUCCGCUUUUUCGGCUUCCUCUGGUACAUUGGACGAACCGGCAUCAUGUGUUGCAUUGCAAGGCGAUGA